UUGGCAAUCACGAUACCAUACGAUGCGAUGUCGGUUUCAUACCGGCCGGAACAUCUAGGACGAAAUCUCUCGACCAUAGUCUCACUACUACAAAACUCGUGAGUUACGAAAUCCGAGUCAAAUGUAAGAUCUUUGUAGCUAUGGUCAGCACACGGCACUACGUUCUCACCCGACAGUGCUCUGUUUCUCAUUUCUCAAUGUCCACUCUGUCGUCUCACUUGACCCCAUUUCGCUUACCACCCUAAACCUACCGAAGUCGUUCUUCCUCCUCGGAUGAAGUUGUAGUGUUGUUGGACAUUGACUAUGACGACAUCGGGCCAGAUGUAACUCAAGCAAGCCGGCGACCAAAUCCAAAUCAAAUUCACUCGAGAGUAAGCCAAGCCAAUGCCAUUUAGCAUCCUCGUCGUCCCCGGAAAACACCCUCUUCGCCGGUUCAUCAGAAGCUUCAACGCAUGGGCUCGGUCCAUAAGGAAAGCCGCCGUCUCUCACCCACAUAAACCCCACAAAGCAUUUGAUCUCUACUCUCGGAUGCACCGCUGCAACAUCCCUUUUGAUAGCUUCUCGAUUCUUUAUACGGUGAGGUCUUGCACUAACUUGCGCGACCCAACAGUCAUUCGUCACCUCCAUUGCCAUGCCGUUAAGCUCGGCUUUGGUUCCCACGUUUACGUCGCCUCGUCUCUGGUGUAUGCCUAUGUCGUCGUGUCUUUUCGGGAUGCUUGCGUGCUGUUCGACGAAAUGCCUCAGAGAACCACGGUGAGUUGGAAUACUAUGAUUACCGGGUUUGCAAAGGCGGGUGACGUGGAGAAGGCGCGUUCGGUUUUCACCGAAAUGCCUAGGAGGGAUGUCUCUUCGUGGUCUGGCAUGAUUGCGGCGUAUGUGAAUUACGGGAGUGUAGUUUGUGGAUUAGUGCUGUUUCACGAAAUGAUGGUAAAGGAGAGACUGUUUCCCGACCAAGUGACGGUCUGUUCUGCUUUGACUGGGUGUGCUCGGAUUGGUUCCUGUGCAUUGUUGGCGGGGAAAUCAAUUCAUGGUUUUGUGGUGAAGAAUUCGUGGGAGAUGAAUGUUUCAAUCGGGACUGUUUUGGUCGAUAUGUAUGCCAAGUGUGGAUUCUUCAAGCAGGCUGUCCGCAUAUUUGACAUGAUGAAGGAAAAGAAUGUCAUGACUUGGACGGUUUUGAUUUGUGGGUCGGCGCAACAUGGUUUCAGCGAGGAAGCACUUUCUUUGUUCGAUAUAAUGCAAAAGAGGGGUGUGAAGCCAAACGAAUUGACUUUCACUGGGGUUUUGAGCGCUUGUACCAAUACAGGCUUAGUAGAGGAGGGACGCAGAUACUUCAAUUUGAUUGAGGAAUAUGGCUUGGAGUUGAGAAUACAACAUUAUGGAUGCAUGGUUGAUUUACUCGGUAAGGCAGGCUUGCUAGAAGAGGCUUACGAGACAAUUCGGACCAUGAAAUAUGAACCCAAUGUAAUUGUUUGGACUGCCUACUUGUCAGCUUGCAAGACACAUAAUCAAUUUGGGAUGGCCGAACGAGUAAUUGACCGGGUGUUGAGGAUGGUGAAGCCAGAGAAUGAUGGAGGCAUUUACACACUCAUAUGUGAUGUCUAUGUCUUGAGCGGGAAGUGGGAUGAGGCACAAAGUAUAAGAGAAUUAAUGACCAAAGAAAGUGUGAGAAAGGUCACUGGAUCUAGUUCUGUCAAACGCUAAAAAUUAUAGCCAGUUGUUCCAUGGCUUGUAUCUCCCAUGACUGAACGAUGCACAAUGAAACCCCAGGAUUUGUAGAAUGGGUUGCAUUUUCUGCUAACACAUCGUGGAGGUGGUUCUCAGGUAACAACCUUGGAUCUAAUUCAUUUCAUUCUUUGUGUAAGCGUGGUCUUCUCCUAGACAUACAAGAUUUUAGAAGACAUUGUCAUAUUGUGUACAAUGAAACCGCAGGACCAAGAGUCGAAGAGCAGCUGACAAUGUACCGAUCCCUGAAUAGAGUGCAUUAUUGUCGCCUUUUGGAUAAAUUAAAGAGAUUUACAGUCUAACUCUCACCAUUGGUAUUCAAGAAUCAACAUUGAAAUCUACAUGAGGGCUGAGAAGUUGAUUGCUGGAUCCAGGUGCCCCUAUUUUCAUAGUUGAAUCUUAAGUUUUGCUGGCCACUAGUGCGAUUGUGCUAUCGAAUGAAUAUAGCAUGAUUUGCUUGUCUUUUGUACUUUCUUCUUCUUUUUCUCAUGGGCUGAGAAUUCACUGACAUGUUCAAAUUGUACUUUGUAUUGGGAUAGUCAGAGGUCACCUUAAUUCUUUGAAUGAGGAAAAGGAUAUAGUUUUACUCUUGCCUGACGAGUAACGCCCAGAUGCUUCUUUAUCAUAAAGCCAACUCAUUUCUGUAGUGCACCGUACAUUUGCAACAUUGUUUUUUAAAAAUUUUCCAGGAGUCGAUUGCAAGUUGAACUAUGCUUCCACUUUUCCUCCAUUUUUCUGUGGUUAGAAAUUUGUUUCUUCUUAUGACAUUUUCUUCAAUUUUACUGCUUCCUCUGCACGUCUUAUUAGUCAAGGUGGGAAGGAUUAUGGAAUUUCCAUUAGGAAGAGCAGUUCCGUUUCCUUGGACAGACCUUUGCUCAAGGAAUGACUGCAAGACAGCUUCCUUCUCCUCUGGAAGAGUAAGCUUGAUCGAUUUUUUCACUACAGCUCUUCUGAUCACGUAACAUUACGAUUACUACGCAUAAAGUAAACAGUACAGAAACACAAGAUCGAAUAAUAGUCGAAUCAGGUUCAAUAACGACCCAAGAUAACUUAAAGUCAUGGUUGGCAUGCUU
Molecule: messenger RNA, 2795 nt
Organism: Rhodamnia argentea
Lineage: Eukaryota; Viridiplantae; Streptophyta; Magnoliopsida; Myrtales; Myrtaceae
Product: pentatricopeptide repeat-containing protein At5g66520-like
Exons: 1
Coding region: 385-1701 (438 amino acids)
Biological process (GO): RNA modification
Molecular function (GO): protein binding; RNA binding
Source: RefSeq, a predicted model, not a curated record